AUGAGGCUUUUGGGCAUGUUUCUUAUGAAGUCAUGUGGAGAGUUUUCGGGGAGGAAAUGGAACAUACAAGACGUAUUCGCAGUGGUUAUGUUUUUGGCUUUGCAUUGCCUUUGUGCACUUGCGCCCUUUCAUUUCAAUUGGCCUGCAUUUUGGGUGGCCAUCACUUUGUACAUUGCAACGGGUUUAGGAGUCACUCUGUGUUACCAUAGAAGUCUUGCACACAGAAGUUUUAGGCUUGCAAAAUGGCUCGAGUACUUCUUUGCCUAUUGUGGCGUUCUAUCACUCCAGGGUAGUCCGAUUGAAUGGGUGAGUAAUCAUCGGUACCACCAUCAGCUUACUAACACAAAGAAGGAUCCUCACAGCCCGAGACAGGGUUUAUGGUAUGGUUACAUAGGUUGGAAGCUUGAUAUCAGUCGUCUCUCUCUCUCUCUCUCUCGAUUAAAGAACGUUGAAGAUUUAAGAAAGCACCCCUUUUAUAGGUUUCUCCAUCGUACUAACUGUAAUAAGGGUGAAAAACGCCUUUAA
This is a messenger RNA of Prunus avium (sweet cherry), 525 nucleotides long. Lineage: Eukaryota; Viridiplantae; Streptophyta; Magnoliopsida; Rosales; Rosaceae. The record is from RefSeq and is a predicted model, not a curated record.